Molecule: messenger RNA, 531 nt
Organism: Rasamsonia emersonii CBS 393.64
Lineage: Eukaryota; Fungi; Ascomycota; Eurotiomycetes; Eurotiales; Trichocomaceae
Exons: 1
Coding region: 1-531 (176 amino acids)
Source: RefSeq, a predicted model, not a curated record
AUGUCCUUUCCACUGCCAAGUGGUCCGCAUCCAGCCCCAGUGGAAGAUGCGCUUGUGGAAAGCAGCCUGAAAAUGCCUGAUCUUUCGACUCGAAAUCUCGCCAGAGCCAGGACACGACCCGGCACCUCUUCCCGAAUGGCCGCUGAUACCCUACUUAGUCUCUGCAGACCCGUCUUGUCAGAGUUUACAAGUACAGUGCCUCUUGACGACACGUUCAACAUAUCCCAGCUCACAAACGAUUUGCAGUUUCCUCUGCUUCCUCAACUGAAGUCGGCCUACGUGCGUGUCGACAUUUCAAUCUCGACAGACUCAGAAUUCUUCUUAUCUGAAGAAAAACGGUCAACAGUCUGGCCCGCAUUCAGACCGUGGAGGACUGCCUCCCAGACCUUAAGCAACAACGAUAGUGGCCUGAUCGUCAAGGUCAGGGGUCUUGUGCCGGUUCUCCGUCCAGUAUACACCACGUCACGCCCCAGUGGAGAGUUGGCGACUUUACAAUUCCCGAGGACAAAGAUGAAUUGGCCCUACUUAUAA